AAUUGCGUGUGACCAAAUUCAUCUUCUGGUUUAUUAUUUUUAACAGUGAGUGUGAUUCCAUUUUCAGUUUUUCACUCACACUAAUGACGAGAUUCUGACUAAUAGUAUAUCUCUCACGAUGGUAUUUUUUUGUUUUUUCGAUUCCUUUGUACGGAUUUCUUUCCUUCUCCUCUAUUAUUUAUUCGAUUGUAGGAAUAUUUUUCUCUAUGAUAUUCACAUAGGCCCCCACCAGAUUUUCAGAAAAUCUCUAUUUUUAUUAAUACUAUUUUUUUCAAAGAUAAAAGUUCAAUUUUUCAACCCUAAAAGCACGGCACAAAAGAAAAUAUAAAAACAUAAUUUUCACAUAAAUAGGAACCAAAGAUUUUGUUGGAUUUUCCUCGCUGGAGAUUUAAAAAUAAAAAUUGAAAAAACCAAAAAGACACACUGAUAAAAGAUUGAUUUGUUUUUUUUAGAGAAAAAAAUCAGAAAUAUAAAAAACUGUCUUAAGGAAGAGAAAGGAACAAAAGAAACAGAUGUGAGCUCUUCUUCUUCUUCUUCUUCUCUCUUUUAUUCUCAUCCUCUCCUUACACUUACUACAAACUCGUCUAUGGCCAGAGACGGUGGUGUUUCUUGUUUACGGAUGUCGGAGAUGAUGAACGUCGGAGGAAUUGAAUCUGCGCCGUUGGAUUUAGAUGAAGUUCAUGUCUUGGCCGUCGACGACAGCCUCGUUGAUCGGAUUGUUAUCGAGAGAUUGCUUCGUAUUACUUCCUGCAAAGUUACGGCGGUAGAUAGUGGAUGGCGUGCUCUGGAAUUUCUAGGGUUAGAUAAUGAGAAAGCUUCUGCUGAAUUCGAUAGAUUGAAAGUUGAUUUGAUCAUCACUGAUUACUGUAUGCCUGGAAUGACUGGUUAUGAGCUUCUCAAGAAGAUUAAGGAAUCGUCAAAUUUCAGAGAAGUUCCGGUUGUAAUCAUGUCAUCGGAGAACGUAUUGACCAGAAUCGAUAGAUGCCUUGAGGAAGGUGCUCAAGAUUUCUUAUUGAAACCGGUGAAACUCGCCGACGUUAAACGUCUGAGAAAUCACUUAACUAAAGACGUUAAACUUUCCAACGGAAACAAACGGAAGCUUCCGGAUGAUUCUGAUUCCGUUAACUCUUCGCUUCCUCCGCCGUCACCUCCGUUGACUAUCUCGCCUGAAUCGUCGCCGCCGUUGACUAUUUCGACUGAAUCGUCGGACUCUUCUCCGCAGUUAUCUCCAGUGGAGAUGUUUUCCACCUCGCCACUUUCAACUCCAAUAGACGAUGACGAUGUUUUGACGACGUCGCCGGAAUCGUCGCCGGAGGAUUCGCCGAUUCGACGGCAGAAGAUGAGGAGUCCCGGAUUAGAUUAGUGGAACUAUUCUGGGAUGCCGUGUAAUAUCUAUCUCCGUUAACUUUUUUUACCUUUGACGGUGUUUUUAAUUGCACGUUGACUUGACGCCGUCAAUUUUAUAGAUGUCCUUAAUCUCUCGCGCCUCCACGUGGGCCUUUUUCCUUUUCCUUAAAGCUUUUCGAAUAUCUUAUAAUUAUUUUAAUUUCUGCACAAAGUUAUGAUUUUGACCUU
Molecule: messenger RNA, 1575 nt
Organism: Arabidopsis lyrata subsp. lyrata
Lineage: Eukaryota; Viridiplantae; Streptophyta; Magnoliopsida; Brassicales; Brassicaceae
Product: two-component response regulator ARR4
Exons: 5
Coding region: 587-1363 (258 amino acids)
Biological process (GO): phosphorelay signal transduction system; cytokinin-activated signaling pathway
Source: RefSeq, a predicted model, not a curated record